Molecule: messenger RNA, 441 nt
Organism: Penicillium soppii
Lineage: Eukaryota; Fungi; Ascomycota; Eurotiomycetes; Eurotiales; Aspergillaceae
Gene: skpA
Product: SCF ubiquitin ligase subunit skpA
Exons: 6
Coding region: 1-441 (146 amino acids)
Biological process (GO): SCF-dependent proteasomal ubiquitin-dependent protein catabolic process; mitotic cell cycle
Cellular component (GO): cytoplasm; nucleus
Molecular function (GO): cullin family protein binding
Source: RefSeq, a predicted model, not a curated record
AUGAGCACAAUCACUCUUGUCAGUUCUGAUGGUGCUGAACUCACUGUCGGGCGUCCUGUUGCUGAGCGCUCUGUCCUGAUCAAGAACAUGCUCGAGGACCUGGGUGAUAGCGGGGACGCUAUCCCCAUUCCUAACGUUAACGAGGCCGUCUUGAAGAAGGUCAUCGACGACGACGACGACAACCGUCGCAAGACCACCGACAUCGAUGAGUGGGACCAGAAGUUCAUGCAGGUUGAUCAGGAGAUGCUGUUCGAGAUCAUCCUCGCUGCAAACUACCUCGAUAUCAAGGCCCUCCUUGACGUUGGCUGCAAGACCGUGGCCAACAUGAUCAAGGGCAAGUCCCCAGAGGAGAUCCGCAAGACCUUCAACAUCCAAAAUGACUUCACUCCCGAGGAGGAAGAUCAGAUCCGCCGCGAGAACGAGUGGGCUGAGGACCGCUAA